AUGUCGAGAAUGGACAGUUUUCAGGAGCGUUGGGAGGGUCAAGAAGAAUUGUACGAAUAUGAUUCUGACUCCUCAGAUUCAUCAUACUGUUCCACCUCGUCGACCGGUUCAUCUCGAGGUUACGACAACCCUUCACAUAAUCGGACGAAAUACUCAUACCGCCCAUUCUCACCCAACUCUUACCAACCACCAAGUCUAACGGAAUUUCACCAAAGACGACAGAGCGACUCAUACGACCCGUAUGAUCUUGAAUACGACUCUUCCUCCUCUUCUUCGUCGGCAUCCUCGCCAUCUUCAUCCUCAUCUACAGAAUCAGAUUCAUAUCUGGAGCAUUCCCCGCUCAGUACAACCCUCGAUAAUUACCUUAGCACAAAACCCCAUCCAGAGACACCGGCGGAACUCCAAACCGCCAUUCUCGACAUUAAUAAUAUUCUCCAACAAAAACUUAAUGGAAACGAAGACUCGUCUUCUUACGAAAACUCGACACGUCAAAUUUAUGGCGAGCUCCCACUUUCGACCGAAUCGGAAAUCUGUACCACCAUUCUAUAUAAUCACUCCUCCGACCCAAAACUCACGCAGCUUUGCGAAAAACACCUUCUCUUCCUCGCUUGCUCCCACGGCAGUAUCAUGAGCUCCGGAACCACAGAUUCACAUUUCGAAGUCCUCCUCGAAGAUGAAGGAGGCAACCAAGUUUUUGGCUGGGAGUUAUACGCCCCAACCUCCGCUCUGCUGAGGGUGAGCGAUGUCUUGGAAGACGGAGUAAAAUCUGAAUCCAACACCUUGCCAGAAUACCAUGCAGAAAUGGGGGAGGGCGAGAGCAUCCAGACAUGUGUCAGAAACAAAGAAGUGUUCUUGAACGAGAUCCUGAGGCUACCAGCAGAUGUGCUGUUAAGUGUGGAGAGAGUGAGGGGUCUAUUAAGGCCGGUGCAAGGCAAGUGA
This is a messenger RNA of Hymenoscyphus albidus, 939 nucleotides long. Lineage: Eukaryota; Fungi; Ascomycota; Leotiomycetes; Helotiales; Helotiaceae. The record is from the annotation of a GenBank genome assembly.